Leptosia nina is the source of this 336-nucleotide messenger RNA. The record is from the annotation of a GenBank genome assembly. Lineage: Eukaryota; Metazoa; Arthropoda; Insecta; Lepidoptera; Pieridae.
AUGAGAAGAAUAUUGAAAAGGGAGGAUAUUAAUUUUACUCAGGGAGGAGAGGUCUAUAAAAUUGGCGGGAAUUCUCUUGGCGCCGCAUUCAAUCGGGCGCGGGUGAAGAAUAGGAAAAUGAUGCGUUUACUAACGCUCGCAGCGUUGAUUUUAACAAUUUCUCUCGCAAUAACAUUGCAAUAUUGCUCUGGGGCGAGUGUCAGGGGGCUUCAAAUGGGCGAAGAAGAGGAAGAAAAUAUUGGACCUCGCCAUAUUUAUCGCAACUAUGGACUAAGGAGCCAUUACGAUGCCUUCGAUGACUAUGGGCACUUACGAUUCGGACGAUCUGAAGACUGA